Enhydra lutris kenyoni (northern sea otter) is the source of this 2272-nucleotide messenger RNA. RefSeq names its product family with sequence similarity 198 member A (gene GASK1A). The record is from RefSeq and is a predicted model, not a curated record. NCBI's taxonomy places the organism in Eukaryota, Metazoa, Chordata, Mammalia, Carnivora, Mustelidae. The coding region runs from base 271 to 2007 and encodes 578 amino acids. Gene Ontology annotation, cellular component: Golgi apparatus. The transcript has 5 exons.
CCGCAGACCUUAGACACGAAGAUCCCCCGUGGUCUGGAGAUCCCAGACUUUCUCUAACAACCCCACCUGCAGAGCAUCCCUGAUCGCACCGCACACCCGGGAAUUGUGGGGCCACUUGGCCGCUGGGGAGCUGUGAACCUUGGGUCCGGGAAAUCCGCGUCCAGGGAAGCCUUGGAGAGUCACGGAGCACGGGGCAGACCCCGGGGCUGUGGGAUGAGCUGGAGAGCCAGCUGAGGUCGCCGAGGAGCGGGUCCAGCCACCACAGGGGACAUGGCAUCUUGGCUCUGGAGAAAGCUGCGUGGCAAGAGGCGGUUGGUGAUGGUAUUCUGCCUCUUGAUGACUCUCUCUGUGGUGACUGUCACCCGCUUCCCCCCACAGCAUCCAGCCACUGGCCCAGAUGCGGGUCCCAUGGAGCCCCAGGAUGUCACUGGAGCCCCUAGCCCCCACAGCUGGCAGGCUCUGAGCUCCAGCUGGAGGCAGCGGGCCAGAGACCUAGAGGUCUGGAGGGGUUGGCCCUUGCCUAGGAAUUCCAUCCCGGUGUGUGCUAAGGAGCAAGGCCACAGAGGGACAGUGGACAGAAGCAGAAGGUCCCUGAGAGGGGAUAGCAGGCAUCCAGGGAGGGUCAGGAGGGACAUGACUUUGGCCUCUCUAGGAGAUAUGAGAUUCAGUAGCUCACGUCUUGUGCUCCUGAGGGACGAUGAGGACAGGAGUCCAAGAGCCAAAGACUUGAGUCCCCCCUGGCAUGACGAUCCCAUCGGAGAGGCACAGAAUGAGACUGGCACCCUAAUUGGCCCUGUCACAGGACGCGGCAUGACAGCUUUACAGGCUUGGAGAGCUGCUGCUGGACUAACCCCACGGCCCUACCCAGCGGCAGGCAGGAAUCUGCCAGGAGCGAGGAACAGAGCCUUGAUGGGUAGGCAACCAGCAGGGCAUCCCGCCCCGGCUACAGGGGCUCGUCAGUGGCCUGGCUCUGUUGGGGAGCUGCAAGAAUCUGUCUGGUGUGAGGCCAAGACCCCUGAGCUGUGGCGCAGCUUGAGGGCCGGUGGGCAGGUUCCCCCAUGGCUCACAGAGCAUGAUGUGCAAGCACUCCAGCUGCUGGCCCAGGGGCAGGUGGCGGGCAAAGCCAGGGUCCCCGGCCACGGGCAGGUGCUGCAGGUCGGCUUCUCCAGUGAGGGUGCCCUUCCGAACAUGUCCUCUGGGCUCAGCCAUCUCUGCUCCCAGGGGCUCUGUGGCCUGAUCAAGAGGCCAGGAGACCUGCCAGAGGUCCUGUCCUUCCACGUGGACCGGGUGCUGGGGCUGCGCCGGAGCCUACCUGCCGUGGCCCGGAGCUUCCGCAGCUCCCUGCUGCCCUACCGAUACACAGAUGGCAGCCCCAGGCCCGUCGUCUGGUGGGCGCCGGAUGUGCAGCACCUGGGGGACCCAGACGAUGACCAGAACUCUCUGUCCUUGGGCUGGCUGCAGUACCAGGCCUUGCUGGCACACGGCUGUAGCUGGCCGAGCCAGGCCCCCUGCCUGCCCAUCCACCACACUGAGUGGGCCCGCCUGGCGCUCUUCGACUUCCUGCUGCAGGUGCAUGACCGUCUAGACCGCUACUGCUGCGGCUUCGAGCCCGAGCCGUCGGACCCCUGUGUGGAAGAGAGGCUCCGAGAGAAAUGCCGGAACCCGGAGGAGCUGCGGUUGGUCCACAUCCUGGUCCGAAGCAGUGAUCCAUCUCAUCUGGUCUACAUCGAUAACGCUGGCAACCUUCAGCAUCCCGAGGACAAGCUGAACUUCCGGCUGCUGGAGGGCAUCUCUGGGUUUCCUGAGUCUGCCGUGCAGGUUCUUGCCUCAGGGUGUCUGCAGAAGCUGCUGCUCCUGUCCCUGCGGAUGGACCCCGUGUUCUGGGAGAGUCAGGGCGGGAGGCAGGGGCUAAAGCGGGUGCUCCAGACCCUGGAGCGGCGAGGCCAGGUGCUGCUGGAGCACAUCCGGAAACAUAACCUGACGCUCUUCAGGGACGAGGCCCCGUGAGCUUCCCCGCUGCCCAGGCAAGGCUCUUGUCCCGCUGGCAGCACCCCCUGCCCAGAUGAGCAUCCAUCCUCAUGGCCAUGUUCUCUUGGGCUCCCCCAACCUGAAGACAAAUUGGAAAAGCCUGAAGAAAUCAGAGGAUACCAUGGGUGUCCCAGAUGUCCCACCUGCUCAGGACGGUGAAGGUGGUGCGGGGUGUGGGGGUUUCCAUCUUACUGCCCUCCUUUCAGCCUUUUUGGCUCUGGCUGUUUACUCCCUUGCACCAAUA